Messenger RNA from Capronia coronata CBS 617.96, 984 nucleotides. RefSeq lists its product as uncharacterized. The coding region runs from base 1 to 984 and encodes 327 amino acids. NCBI's taxonomy places the organism in Eukaryota, Fungi, Ascomycota, Eurotiomycetes, Chaetothyriales, Herpotrichiellaceae. The record is from RefSeq and is a predicted model, not a curated record. The transcript has a single exon.
AUGGGCUCGUAUAGCACUCCCAUCUACGACCAAGAAAUCCACACCAUCCACAUUCCCGAAGAUGUCCGCAAAUCCGGCCAGCCGUCGCUGGAACUUGUCGCGGAAGCCGCUGCGUUUCUGCACAAAGACGGCAUCAUCGUCCUUGACAAUGCCAUCGAUACAGCACACCUCGAUACGUUGAACUCCAAACUAGCGCCCGAGGCGUUCGAGAUUGCCAACGACCCGGACCACCACUUCAACUUCGGCAAGAACACCCGCAACAUGGACCAGGCGCCGCCGCCAACAAAGGCACUCAUGUUCAAGGACGUAUGGUGCAACCCGUUCGCCGCCGCAGUGCUGGCUGCCCUCCUGGGCCCACGGCCAGUCAUCCACUACGCCAACGGCAACACGGCGCUCAAGGCCACCGCCGAAGGCCGCCAGCCGGUGCAUUCGGACUGCGAGUUCGCGCAUCCGGCGUACUUCCCAUUCGCGUAUGUCGUCAACAUCAACCUGGUGGACGUGACGGCGCAGAACGGUGGGACCGAAGUCUGGGUAGGCUCGCACCACGUCAGUGUACAAGAAGCGCACGACCGCCAGCCAGGCGAGGAGGCGCUCACCAUCAGGCCGGAGCUGCUGGAACAGCGGCGCAAGCAUUCGCCGCCCAUCCAGGCCUGCACGAAGCGUGGCAGUCUGGUCAUUCGCGACCUGAGGCUGUGGCAUGCCGGCAUGCCGAAUCUGACGGAGGAGCCGCGCGUCAUGCUGGCCUUUGUCGCCUCGCCUGCCUGGUGGCAGGGGCGGAGUAGGAUUGUGCUUCCUCUCGACGUCAAGGAUAUGGUGGAGAGCUGGUCUGAAGAGUUGACCUUCCCCGCUAAGUAUGUCGAUGGUGAGGUUGAUCACAAGAAACUGAGUAGCUCGGAUGUCGAUUUCGAUUCUGGGAGUGACGUGCUCGGUCGCUACAGGACCGAGUUGAGUCGUUGGCCUGAUUAUGUGCCGCGAUGGUAUUGA